This is a messenger RNA of Lytechinus pictus (painted urchin), 3299 nucleotides long. RefSeq lists its product as uncharacterized. The record is from RefSeq and is a predicted model, not a curated record. The transcript is spliced from 7 exons. NCBI's taxonomy places the organism in Eukaryota, Metazoa, Echinodermata, Echinoidea, Temnopleuroida, Toxopneustidae. Bases 175 to 1056 code for a protein of 293 amino acids.
UACUGUGCACAGAUCAUAGAGUCUUUAGAGAUAAAUAUAUCUAUGGCACAGAUGCAGUAAAUACGCGGGACACACGAAUUCAAUAAACCAAUGGCAUGGCAAUGCAAGGCCAAACCGUCUAAGUUACAGCUACAAUACAAUUCGGGCCCAAAUUCGUGCUGAUUGGAUACAAAAAUGUGUCUCCCUUGUGUCAACAUUCUCGGUUUUCUGCCACUGUUGUGGAUAAUUGCUAUGCCAGUCGUGGGGUCUUUUUGUGGCCCAGAAACUGCUCUCCGAUUCUCUCUUCUCAUGAUGUUGUAUUCGAUGCUGGAGAGUUUCAUCAAGAAAUUUGUGAAUUUCCUUCUCCCUGUAUUCACCAUUGGAUUCUUCGUGGUCAUCAUGUGUCUUCCUAUUAGCAUUGUACCCUACCCUCUGGUCUGGUUAUACGGUCAGCUGAUCUGGAUCACGGAACCUUUGAUCUUGUUUGUAGAAGCCGUCGGGGUGAUUCGAAUCUCCAUGAGGCUCAGCAAGGAGGUAUCGGACCACAUUGAUGAUCAAGAGCUUCUUGCCAAGGGUUUAAUCAUGACAACAACAGUCAUAGCCUAUACAGCUUCUUUCAUCUUCGCCAUUAGUAUCUACAGGACAGGAUUGCAGCCAAUCACAUGCAUACUAUUGGUCAUCAUUCUUGUUUCUGUCAUCCAUCUUGCUAUGACGAUCAAAGCUGAUCACGGUAUCAUAUCCGAUUGUUCCAUUGUCAGCCUGUGCAUGAUAGGCUCCCUGUGUGCUGGAGUCUAUGAAUCCAAUCUUAUUCACAAUCCCCUUCCAGAACCAAAGGAAUGGUCUGAUGAAUCAUUUGACCAUCUUUCACUAGUUCAGCUUGUAUUAUCUACUGCAACGUCAAGUAUGAGUCAUGUAACCAAGGCAACUCGUUUCCUCUACAAGCUGGUCAGUCCUGUUCUAAUCUCUCUCAUCGUGGUUCGUACGGUCAGCAUACAGCAGGUCAUGGGUCAUCUGCUUACAAGAUUUUAUCAGGUAAGUAGAUCAAAGGUUACAUUGAACAUUUGGAAAAUACUUUAAUGAUUCUUCUUCAAAUGCAGUGGAAAUGGUGUUAGUGCUUUGUGAUGAUGAUCAUCAUCUUAAUCAUCAUAAUUCUACUUCUCAACAUCACCAUUAUCAUCAUCAUCAUCAUCAUUGUUAAUACCAUCAUCAUCAUAGUCCUACUUCUUCUCAACAUCAAUAUCAUCAGCAUCAUUAUCACCAUCAUCAUUGUCAUAGUCAUCAUAUUUAUCCCACCAUUGUCAUCAUCAUCUUCACUAUCAUCAUUCUCCUCCUCCUCAUCAUCAUCUUCAUCAUUAUCAUCCUUGUUCUUUUUGUCCUUCUCCUCACCAUCAUUGUCAUUGUCAUUAGAGUCUGUUCGGCCCACUUUGUGACAGAAUACAUUUUAUUUCCUUGUAGGGGAAUCCAACCUGGCUAAUAAAAUGAUAUUUGUGAAAGGAGGAAAAAACAGAAUAAUGUACUUAAUGUUUUAUAGAUAUCGUAUUUUUGCGUGUCCCUCAUAUAAUAAGAAUAUCAUGUAUAUAAGUUUUAAAAAAAGACUGUACCUACCCAACAUCACAUGGCAUUACCUUUUCGCCCAACUUUAAGUCAUUGUAAGAAUAGUAAUGACAAUUUUUUACAACUGAAAAUUUCAUGAAUUUCUGUUCUUUUGUCUGAUUUGUUUAAGCUAUCACCUACCUGCUUCUGUUAUUCUUUUAAUUUAUUUUAAAACCAGAAUUUUUAUCUUGAUAGAUAUCCCUUUAAUAAUGGCUGCCCUCUUAGCUUUUCUAUCUUUUGGAAUCAAUAUGGUUGAUACCAACGAACGUAGAGGGCAGCAACACACAAGCAUGUUGCUAUUAGGAAGGUCCACUCAAUACGCGCAUACAAUUGAAGUGCGCAAACAAUUUGGUAGCCAUGCCAACGAAACCAUGGCCCGAUUCAAUACACACACGGAGUAAUAGCAAAAUAGAAGAAAACUAAUAGAUUAUGACAUACCAGAUUCAAAUGAUAGAAAAAACAAAAAUAUUUAAGCAAUAGAAUAAUAAUGUACCACAUUAUGAAAAUAAAACUGUUAAUAAAUUAUUGUCUUAAUUUUUUGUAAAUCUUCAGUAAAACUAGAUUAAAUUCGGUCAUAAAUAAACCAGUCUGCUAAUUUCACCCGGAUUUAGCCAAGCUCAUUUGUGACCACCGAAAUCCUCUCAGAGCACUUUUUUAGUAGAUUGUAGAGUUGAUUUUUUUUUUCAUUUCCUCUUUAUCAUUAUUUUUGCUUGAAAUUUUUUUACAUUAAAUAUGCUUAAAAUUAUGAAAUAUUUAUCCCUGUAUUUUUCCUAAAUAUUACGUGGUGGUGACAACGGUUUUAUGACUUUGCAUAUCAAUAUGAUAACAAGGAUAAAUGAGGUUGAUACAUUCUUCAUCUAAAUUUCGCUGCACCACAUUAAUGCGCCUACACAUUCCAGCACCACCUCGGCCUCUUGAGUAUACAAGCGCCAUGGCUGGCAUAACCGCACCGGCGCCCCGGCCCCGGUCGGUGCUGAGGUAGGGUACGGUUGGCUGCAUGCAUAUGCUAACACAAUUUUUUUUUAAAUUGUGGAAUAAAAAUAGUAGAUGUGACAUAGACCAUAGCCCCUUGAUAGUUCUCAAGUCAAGACCCGUCGGAAUAUACAUAGCUCGAUACUGAACCAGAUAAUUCCUGUCUAAAAUAAAUAUUAGGUCUAACGUUAGACUAGGACUUGGCUUUGCUAGUUGAGUGGCCGUAUUCGAUCCUAGCGGAUGGAUUGCAAAAUCUGGAUUGGAUUUGUGGAUAUAACAUAAUUAUUCCAGACUACAAUCUACACUGUAAAUGAAAAUUAAAAUUCUAACCUUGAAUAUUUAUCGUUGCUCAUCCGCCAUAGUGCCACAUCAAUGACAGACCAAGUCUAUACCUUUCAAGUCCAUAUCUAGCUAAGUCGAGUCGCGUCGAGAUUAUCCUGCCAGUGCAGUGCGCCAGCAUAAUGCGCAGUAGGCCUACGCGCACUGAGGUGACCGGGGAAGUUCCAGCGCGGCCAGACCAGAGCAUCACGGUCUUGGCUCUGGCGUUAGCUUGUGUAGGUUUGGUAGGGGCAGCGAAAUUAAGCAGAAGAACAGUAAUACAAAUGUCAUCAGUCUAUGUAUAUUUAUUGCUCUGCAAACUACAGGAAUCAUGAUUACCUGUUGUCUUACAUUUUUUUUAGAUACACAAAUACGUAAAUAAUAAUAUUUAGUAUAUUUUCUUGGAGGUUUGAUUGUCCAUAAAAAUAGUAAAAUCG